Molecule: messenger RNA, 638 nt
Organism: Vespula pensylvanica (western yellowjacket)
Lineage: Eukaryota; Metazoa; Arthropoda; Insecta; Hymenoptera; Vespidae
Gene: mRpS17
Product: 28S ribosomal protein S17, mitochondrial
Exons: 4
Coding region: 114-596 (160 amino acids)
Biological process (GO): mitochondrial translation
Cellular component (GO): mitochondrial small ribosomal subunit; ribosome
Molecular function (GO): structural constituent of ribosome
Source: RefSeq, a predicted model, not a curated record
UUGGACACUUAGUUGUCGUUCAAAGCUUGUACUUGUUAUAUGAUUAUUCUGUAUAUCAAAGAGGUUAUGAUUAUUUGCGUUUACUAUUAUUUAUUGUAAAAUAAAAAGAAACAAUGGCAGGGCCAGGUAAACAAGCAUUACGAUAUUUUCUUGGAACAUGUUUGCCAUCUGUAAAACAAAAUGCCGUAAAAGUAUCUGUACCACGUCUCGAGUUGGACAAGAAUAUUUUUAUGUACUUCAAAGAGCAUGACUUCGUUUAUGCCCAUGAUCCAAACCAAAAAUGUAACGUAGGAGAUGUUGUUUUGAUACAGUUGUUACCUGAGAAAUUAACACGUCUCAUUACCCACAAAGUUGUAGAUGUUAUUUACCCAUUAGGUGAUAUCGUAGAUCCUAUAACUGGUAAAAAAGUUGUUGUUAGCAAAUAUAGGGAUGAUGUAAAGGAAACUAAUCAAUUAUUUGGUGAAUCCAAAGAUGCUUUUGAUUAUGAUAAAGCACCUCCAAGAGGGGUCAUGAAAGAUAAACGAGAUUUUACGUAUCAAGAAACAUACAUCAAAUAUCACGAAGAUCCAAAUGAUCAAGACCCAUACGGAGUAUAAUAUAUUUAUGUAUUUUAAUGUAUAAAUAAAUUCUAAUAACAA